CGUAACACAUGUCUUGCUAUUGAAAAUUAUAGAAAUGUAUUUCUGAAGUGGACGGAGCAGAAGGAGAAGAUAACAAUGCUUUAUGUGUUGAAAUCACUUUGUAAACUUUUUGUAGUUUUACUCUUACAAGUUCAUCUUCAGUUAUGUGUCGAUGUAGAAGAAUUUGCUGAUGCAACUUUAACAUGCAAUGCACUAAGUUUAGUACAGUACAGUCAGUUGACCUGGUAUCAAAACACAAUUCGAAAAUGUAGCUGUUAUUGGAAUGGAUCAACGGGUUAUUGUUCAUGCGUCGCGCAAAAGUACACAUCCAACAUUACAAACGGAUUGUCUUAUCUAACCAUACAAAACUCGACUUUAAACGACUUCGGAUUGUGGAGAUGUGAGGUGUCUCCAACUUAUACAGAAUAUAGCGACCUUGUAGUUGUAGCUCGAGCUAGUGGUGUGAAGUGUGAUACCGGUUUUAGUGUGGAUUUUCGACUGCUAGUACUUACUUGUGUUACUGAGAAAAUAUUCCCUAGUGCAGUAUGUACAUUCCAAAAGAACACACCAUUUUACUCUUAUCCGACUACAUACAACCAUACGAAAGAUUCCAAUGGAUAUUAUAAAUCUACGUGCACUGUUAGAGCUCCAAUGAAUAGGCUAACACCAGGACGGGUCAACAUUAGUGCUGACAUGUUUCCAAGCGAAAGUAGCACACAAUAUGCAGUUUCUACUUUAAGCUAUAUUGAGCUAACAUACCCAGAGCCGAUGUUAACCAACUGUCCUUCAUCUGACAAGAUAGCCAAUAACAGUUUCAUCAAAUUUGGAACCAAUGCUACAUGUACUUGUACGACCAAACAAACAGGGAACCCGCCAGUAAAGGCAUAUUGGAAUGGAACUAUGUCAGACAACGCUAGUGGUGUUCUAGUAAUUGAUACUUUGAACAGUGAUACGCAUUUUGUGCUGUUAAGAAAUGUUAUUCUUUUUUUAAAUGAAACUGUAUUAAUCAUGUGUUAA
Molecule: messenger RNA, 996 nt
Organism: Physella acuta
Lineage: Eukaryota; Metazoa; Mollusca; Gastropoda; Physidae
Source: RefSeq, a predicted model, not a curated record